Mycetomoellerius zeteki is the source of this 2643-nucleotide messenger RNA. RefSeq names its product Collapsin Response Mediator Protein (gene CRMP). Gene Ontology annotation, cellular component: cytosol; cytoplasm. Gene Ontology annotation, biological process: pyrimidine nucleobase catabolic process. NCBI's taxonomy places the organism in Eukaryota, Metazoa, Arthropoda, Insecta, Hymenoptera, Formicidae. Gene Ontology annotation, molecular function: dihydropyrimidinase activity. The record is from RefSeq and is a predicted model, not a curated record. The transcript has 11 exons. The coding region runs from base 414 to 2240 and encodes 608 amino acids.
UUUCAAAUUUGUCCGCGCAUUGCUCCGAUUGGCCGAGAUGAGGGAGUAGCCACCCUUUACACCGAUGGUGCGAACGGUGUAAAGUGAUGCUGACUUGCACUGCUCGCAGCGUCGCACAGCGUCAACUAGCGUCAACUGGCGUCAACCGUCGAUCGUCAAUCGCGUUUAGUGGUUUAGUCGAUGCGCGCAGUUUGUGCGUGUAACCGGGUAUUGUAUGGUAUCGGGGUACGCGGAUACGCCAGGGUACUACACCUGCCUCCGUUCGCUUCGACGCUUCUCUCCGCAUAGAAAAGAAUCAGGAGCCGAGGAGAACGAUUCGAAAAGAUUGCAAACGCUACGCCAAGUGGCUCGUGCAUCAAAGAACAAUCAAAGAGUGAAUAUCCUGAGAGUGCCGUGGAAGGUGAGCCCGCGAGAUGAGUACUCCGGUGAAGAAGGUACCCAUUCAUCUGCAGAGCGCGCAGAACAGAUUGUUAAUUAAAAAUGGCAAGGUUGUGAACGACGAUGGAAUAAUCGACAGCGAUGUUUACAUCGAGGAUGGCAUCAUCAGACAAAUGGGACGUAAUCUCAUUAUCCCGGGUGGCACGAGAACCAUCGAUGCUCGUGGAAAAUAUGUAAUGCCCGGUGGCAUAGAUCCACAUACACAUUUCGAGUUUGAGUUUAUGAAUACCAAAACGGUAGAUGACUUUUAUCAGGGCACAAAAGCCGCAGUCGCUGGCGGUACCACGAUGAUUAUCGAUUUUGUGGUGCCGCGAAAAGACGAGAGCCUCGUGGAGGCUUACGAGAGAUACAGGCAAUCGGCGGACCAAAAAGUAUGCUGCGAUUAUGCGUUGCACAUCGCCGUCACAUCUUGGAAUCCGAAGGUCAAAGAGGACAUGGCGACUCUGGUGAAAGAGCACGGCGUCGGUAGCUUCAAAAUGUUUAUGGCGUACCACGAUAUAUUUAUGCUCAGAGAUCCGGAGCUGAUCGAGACUUUCAAGACAUGCAAGGAGAUCGGCGCUAUUGCAAUGGUGCAUGCGGAGAACGGCGACCUUAUCGCGGAGAAUGCGAAGAAAUUACUAGCCGCAGGAGUAACUGGCCCAGAAGGCCACGAAAUGUCACGCCCUGAAGAGGUCGAAGCGGAGGCUGUGAAUAGAGCAUGCGUUAUCGCGAAUCAGGUGAAUAGUCCAUUAUACAUAACGGCGAUUUCAAGCAAGUCGGCUGCCGACGUUGUGUCGGCGAAGCGAUCGGACGGUAUCAUCGUUUUCGGGGAAACCUUGGCAAGCACCAUCGGUAUCGAUGGUAGCGAGCAAUAUGGCAAAGACGUGGAAAGAGCAAGGCGUUUUAUUACUAACCCACCGUUGCGGCCUGACCCAACGACACCUGCCUAUCUAACUGAACACCUGGCCCAAGAUAAUCUUCAAACUACCGGCAGCGAUAAUUGUACGUUCAAUGCCGAGCAGAAGGCUCUGGGCAAAGACGAUUUUACGAAGAUUCCUAACGGCGUGAAUGGUGUGGAGGAUAGGAUGGCAGUGCUCUGGGAGAAGGGUGUGCACGCUGGUAUAAUGGACCCUAUGCGAUUUGUUGCAGUUACCAGCACAAAUGCUGCCAAAAUUUUCAAUCUGUAUCCUCGAAAGGGUGUUAUAACCGUCGGCUCAGACGCCGACAUUGUCGUCUGGGAUCCCAACAGGAAACGUACCAUUUCCGCUCAGACCCAUGUCCAGGCUGUUGACUUCAACAUCUUCGAGGGUAUGGAAGUAACUGGGGUACCUGAAUAUGUGAUUGUCAAUGGACGCGUAUGCGUGGACGAGUGCGAGCUCAAAGCUGUUCAUGGCUUCGGAAAGUACAUAAACGCGGAUCCAUUCGGAACCUAUGUGUACGACAUGAUAAAUGACAAAGAAAAGAAACCACGUGGAGUCGCACGAACCGAAGCAGAGGCAAAGAGACAUGCCGAAGAAGACGCCGCAAUUGCAAAGGCUAAGGAACAAGCGGCAGCUGCGGCAGCGGCACGAGUCAAUCAGAAUGGUUCAAUUCACGACAGUCCAAAGAUAAAAUUGCAAUCUGUCACUUGUGUACCUACUUUGCCGGAAUCCGCCGUGGUGACACCAUCCACGAAGGGUCCGAGACUCGAAGGGCAAAGAAACCUACAAGAUUCUACUUUCUCUAUCAGCGAGGAUGUCGAAGAAGCACGAAGGGCAUGCAUUCGCGUAAAUAAUCCACCGGGCGGGCGCAGUGCGGGAGGUUUUUGGAAACAAGAGGAAUGAUGGGGACAACGACGAUAAUCUCGCAUAAGUACAUGUUUAUUAAUAAUAAGUGAUGUGCACAUAAAAAGUUACAGUAUACUGAAAUACUGACGGAUCGUCAUUCCCGGCCCAUGGACACACACACAUCAUAAAUGUUAAAAUAAUACAUGAAUCGAUCGCGGAAAAAAGAUAGGAGAUAGCACGUAGUCGCUUACGUUUUUAUCUUUACACAUUGGAAAUUCUCACGAAAAAUAUGUCACGUUUCUAGAUUACUAUAUUGUGAAGAGCAUUUUGUCGAUACGAUUACGAUAUAACAUCACAAUCUAACAAUAAAUAAAGGAAUAUGAAGAGAUUGUAUCUGUAACAGAGAAAGAAUAACAAGAGCUUGUACUGCUUGUCCACGUUUAUUAUAUUGCUUAUUUGA